AUGGGUUCCGGAGCUUCCACUCAGGGUAACGGGGAAAAUCCCGAGAUCGUGGCUGAAGCGCAAUGGGUCGUUAUCCGCGUGAAGAACAAAAUCAGGAAUCAACCCAUAUCUGUCAAGAACGCAAAACUCAAGUGGGGCAAAUUCUACGACGGAAACGACCAGGACAAUGAGGUUCCUGCCAGCGACAUAAACAAGCUUGAUAUUCAGCCUAACAAAACAGGGAACAUUGCUGCGGCUGGCCGCGCGCAUGCUGCGUCCGGUACUGAAGGAACUAUCGAUCUGAAGGAUGGUGACACGAAAAUAUGUACUCUCUACUGGCUCUGCCCAUGGGGGGAAAAGACCAACGAUUUCCAACUCCGCGACCUAGAAGAGGACGAUUAUGGUGUAACUGUGAAAGCUUGGAACCGGAAGAACGGUGCGCUAGGGCAUGUGGAUGUCAUUGUUUCUAAAUACUAG
Aspergillus tanneri is the source of this 456-nucleotide messenger RNA. Its product is annotated as aegerolysin family protein. NCBI's taxonomy places the organism in Eukaryota, Fungi, Ascomycota, Eurotiomycetes, Eurotiales, Aspergillaceae. The record is from RefSeq and is a predicted model, not a curated record. The transcript has 2 exons. The coding region runs from base 1 to 456 and encodes 151 amino acids. Gene Ontology annotation, biological process: symbiont-mediated hemolysis of host erythrocyte.